Molecule: messenger RNA, 1628 nt
Organism: Papilio machaon (common yellow swallowtail)
Lineage: Eukaryota; Metazoa; Arthropoda; Insecta; Lepidoptera; Papilionidae
Product: DNA repair and recombination protein radC
Exons: 4
Coding region: 193-1443 (416 amino acids)
Biological process (GO): mitotic recombination; double-strand break repair via homologous recombination; double-strand break repair via single-strand annealing
Cellular component (GO): nucleus
Source: RefSeq, a predicted model, not a curated record
GCACCGCGCAAAAUGUCAAUACUUGUUUUGUUAAGUUUAUUUUGUGAAAUGGAGAUUAAUUUCUUAAUUUAAUAUUUGUGAAUAUAAUUUGUGAGGCCUUAUUUUAUUAUUGUGUUGAGCAAGUAGCUGCUGUGUGAUACAAUUUUAAUGAAUUAUUAAUAAAGGUGAUUAUAUUUUGCUGCAUUGACAAAGAUGCAGCGAAAGCCAGGCUUCCCCGUGGCCAAUUGCAGUAUUAAAAUGCCAGAUGCAAGCACGCCUGAGAUCAGUACUGGUGAGGAGGACUGGGAACCCCCACAGCGACGGCAGCAGCUGAUCAACUUUGGUCACUCCCAGUGGGGCUUCAACAACUGGAGCUGGUCUGUCAGCAAGCAAGAUCUUGAUUUCGUGGAUUGUGUGGGAAACAAGUGUACAGCUGGUGUGGCAGCAUUUGUGUUGGUGACAGUGAAGAGUUUUGACAUACACAGGGAGAAUGUUGGCUAUGCUACUGCACUUGGCCCUAGCAAGGGCUCUGCUAUACAUAGAGCUAGAAAGUGUGCAGUUACAAAUGCAUUGCGAGAAACCCUGUUGAGUUUUGGCGGGAGUGUAGCCACAGAGCUGACGGAGCUCCUCGAAACAAACAAAGUGGAAGCCGCUCCGCCACCCCCGGAGCCGGUCAAAGAGAACAACCAGAAUGUAGCCAACAAGCAGGAGCCCAAAAACAGCCCCCUCAAUAAAAAUAUACGAAAGGACUCUUCGGAUAGCAGUGCCUCAUUGAACCGACCCGUCGUCCCUCCGGCAAUCAAGAAUGCAGUGCUGACUCCCGCGCCGCCUGUCGCCAAGGCGCACCCCAUGCCCGCCAACCUGCCGCCCGCCGCUAAUGUGCCUCGAGCGCCGCGACCCCCCGCCCCGCACCCACCGCCGCAGCAUGCGCAGCACCCGCAGCACCCGCAGCACCCGCAACACCCGCAGCACGCACACAUGCGCCCAAACUCCAACGUAAGUUUCGUCCUGCCCGUGAUGAGUGGUGUCGUGCCCCCCCUCUACCCGCCGCCGCGUCUGGCGCCCCCCCACGUCGGUCCGCCUCAUAUAUUCCCCAACGCGUACUACGAGUACUCGGCCGGCCCGUGGCACUUUACCUACGAGAGCUUCGACCGACAUCACAGCAAUGUCAACUUGAAUUUCAACAUACCCCCAAAAAACCUCGUGGUCAAUUCCCGGUCCGGUUCAGAAUGUAAGAACGCAUGUGUGCGGCCGGCCGGGCUGGAGGGCGAGCCGGUGCAGUACGGCCCUCCGCAGAGCCAGGGCUGCUGGAUAAAGCCCACCAUCUUCUAUGAUGGCUUCUGGACGGAGCAGAAAGUGAAAAAAUGGGUGGCCGAGCAGGUCGAGAAGCAGUUCCCUGACGAAAGUUUCCACAAGGCGCACUCCCCCAGCGCCGGGCAGGACGCUACGCCGCCUAAAUCUUAAUUAUGUUAAGCGUCUCAUUCCUUACAUGAUGUAUUCAGUAGUUUGAUGUGUAAAAUAUCUCUUGAAUGUGGUGUUAGAUGAAAGUAAGCGACAUAGAUUUCAAUUAUCUAAGGAUUACAACAUUUAACUUCGUAUUGACUGCAUUUUCUAUCACUUCACUUAGUGAGGGGACUGAAUGACAGACA